This is a messenger RNA of Prosopis cineraria, 864 nucleotides long. RefSeq lists its product as uncharacterized. The record is from RefSeq and is a predicted model, not a curated record. The transcript has a single exon. NCBI's taxonomy places the organism in Eukaryota, Viridiplantae, Streptophyta, Magnoliopsida, Fabales, Fabaceae. Bases 1 to 864 code for a protein of 287 amino acids.
AUGGCGACGAAGAUGAAUCACCCAUAUCAUCCUCAGCAUGCAAUAGUGCUGAAAAGAGAAGGAGGACCAUUCAAUUGCAGUGGCUGCAAAGAACCAGGGUUUGGCCCAAGGUACCACUGCUGUAAAAGGAAUUGUCACUUCGUCCUUCACGACCACUGUGCCACAGCUCGCCCCACAGACAGACCCAGAAUCCAUCCAUUAAUGGGUAACCGCCAGUUCGAGUUUCUAUGGGAACCGCCGGGCGGGCCGAAACACCGAUAUUGCGAUGCUUGUGGGAGGGACGUCCAAGGGUUUCUGUAUCAUGAUCAGUCCAGACGCGGGUUUGAUUUGCACCCUUGUUGCAUGAACCUUAAGAGAACCAUGUCUGAUCCUCAAGGCAAAAUUAAGCUGAGUCUUAAAGACAAAGUGCACCAGAGGUGUAAGAAGUGCAAGAGGAAGGAUCUGGAUAACGUUCGCAGCGAGGAGCCUUUCAGAGGUUGGUCCUAUGUGUCUUCUUGUGGAAAGCAUACCUUCCAUGUCUAUUGUGCGAAGACUUUGAUUAUGGACAACUGGGAAUCGGGCUACUUCAAUGUUAAGCAAAAUAGAAGCUCGAUCACAUCGGCUACUUCGUCUUCUUCAAGCUUGGUCAGCAGAAGUGGGACAACAAACUCAAAAAGAAGUAAGAGCGUGCAGAGGGAUAGAAACUUGAUCACAUCAGCCACAGGAAGCUCUUCGGCAGUGGAUAGAAGACGCUCGUCGAGGGCGAGACCAUUUCUUACUCUUGGGAUCCAAAUGGCUAAGAUAGGUUUCAGCGUUAUAACAUCAGUUAUAUUUGGAAAUCCAAUUCCAUUUAUUGCUACUCUCAUUGAAAACUUGGCAAACUAG